Impatiens glandulifera is the source of this 962-nucleotide messenger RNA. Its product is annotated as NAC domain-containing protein 21/22-like. NCBI's taxonomy places the organism in Eukaryota, Viridiplantae, Streptophyta, Magnoliopsida, Ericales, Balsaminaceae. The record is from RefSeq and is a predicted model, not a curated record. Gene Ontology annotation, biological process: regulation of DNA-templated transcription. Gene Ontology annotation, molecular function: DNA binding. The transcript has 3 exons. The coding region runs from base 75 to 902 and encodes 275 amino acids.
UCUAGCUAGCUAGCUAAUUCGAUCUUUAACAAUAUUCUGAUCCAUAAAUAUUUGUAAUCAAUCAAUUGAUCAUUAUGGGUUUGAGAGACAUUGGAGCUUCAUUGCCACCUGGGUUCAGAUUUUACCCUAGUGAUGAGGAAUUGGUAUGCCAUUAUCUAUUCAAGAAGAUUGCAAAUGAAGAUGUUUUGAAGGGUACUCUUGUCGAGAUUGAUCUGCAUACUUGUGAACCAUGGCAGCUCCCAGAUGUGGCGAAGUUGAAUGCAAACGAGUGGUACUUCUUCAGCUUCCGCGAUAGGAAAUACUCGACCGGGUACCGAACAAACCGGGCAACAACUUGUGGGUACUGGAAAGCAACAGGAAAGGAUCGGGUUGUACAUGAUCCGAGGACAAAGGGUAUGGUGGGAAUGAGAAAGACAUUGGUGUUCUACCAGAAUAGAGCUCCUAAUGGCAUCAAGACCGGUUGGAUCAUGCACGAAUUUCGUCUUGAGACCCCUCACAUGCCUCCUAAGGAGGAUUGGGUGCUAUGUAGAGUGUUCCACAAGAGUAAAGGAGAAAGUAGUAACAACAAUGACGAUAAUCAACCAAACAUGUUUGAAACCUCAGUUGGUGCUACUUCCUCAACUUUGGAUUCUUCUAUAUUCAACCUAGAUUUUCCAACCCCGCCUCAUCACCGUCUAAACCAAAGGUUCCUAAACUUGCCCGAGGCAAACCCUAGUUUUCCCCACUUGUCUCACGACUUAAUGAGUAACGUUGGAAUUUGCCAGACAACCUCUAGGCGCGAUCACGACGAUUACGGCUUCUUGUUUGAUGUGAACUUUGGAGAAGGCAUCGUGCCCCAAAAUCUUGGGGAAAUAAGAUUUGAUAACGGUAAUAUUGAUAGCAGCAGUAUGGUUUUCCUCUAGAUCUUGAGUGUCUUCGUGAAUGAUAAUUAAUAUUAAUAGGGUUGGUUUUUAAUUAAAUAU